AGAUGCAAAUUAAUUGCACUUGCUUCUAUUUAUUUUAUUUAUCCACGAAAUUCUUCCGGAUUAUAUUAUAUUAUGUUAUAUAUAAUAGCACCUCAACCGUUUCUAAGACAAUCAAACAAUUUCUCCAAGAGAGAAAAUGAGAUACCUAAUUUCAAUUUGUCAGGUUUAAUUCUACCAUAACCCGCUACUGACAUUCAAAUCUCAAGGCUGGAUAAUCCUCAAGCUUAAGAAAGACUCUGUGAUGAUUAUGUGACUCUGGUUUUAUUUUUUAUUUUUUUGUUAAAAUUAGAAAGAGAGAGAAACUGGGUAGAUUUAAACAGUGUUUGAGGUUCUUUUGUUCAGAUUGGGUGUCCCAUUUUUGGCGUCUUGAUAUGGAUAAUAUGGAUAUUGAUUCACCCCCUGAAACUAUUAACCCUAUCAAGCCUCGUGAUCGAGUCAUGCGGAGGCUUGUUCAGCUUGGUAUCGGUGAGGAGUAUCUUCAAAGGCGUUAUUAUCCUGGUAUAGUUGCUUUUCUCAUGGAUAAUCCAUCAUGGAUACCGGAGUUAGUUUCUUCUAUUUUACCUCUUGAUGAGGAAGUUGCGGAGGCUCUCCAGCAAAACAAGUCAGAAUCGAAAAAAGUGCAGAGCCCAACAAUGAAACGUUAUUUCAGGGAAUGCAUGGUUUGGUUACAGUGGCUGAUGUUUUUGGGUGAGCCAGCCACUGCUUUGAAAAGUCUGUCCAAGAUGAGCACUGGCCGUGGUGUUUGUGGAGCUGUUUGGGGAAAUAAUGAUAUAGCAUAUAGAUGUCGGACAUGUGAACAUGAUCCAACAUGUGCUAUUUGCGUUCCUUGUUUUCAGAAUGGAAACCACAAGGACCAUGAUUAUUCUAUUAUUUAUACAGGUGGAGGAUGUUGUGAUUGUGGGGAUGUUACAGCAUGGAAACGGGAGGGCUUCUGUUCAAGUCACAAAGGUGCUGAACAGAUACAGCCCCUUCCAGAGGAGUAUGCAAACUCUGUAGGGCCUGUCCUUGAUGCUUUAUUUUCUUGUUGGAAAAAAAAGCUUGUGUCUGCAGAAACCAUCUGCCAUGAAAACCCAAGAUCAAGUGAUCGUGUUGUACUGUGCAAGAAGGUCGCAAAUGAGCUAACAUAUGUGGUGGUUGAGAUGCUGCUCGAGUUCUGCAAGCACAGUGAGAGUUUGCUUAGUUUUGUUUCUAGGAAGGUGAUCUCAUUGGUUGGUUUGUUGGAGAUUCUGGUAAGGGCAGAGAGGUUCUUAAGUGAAGGUGUUGCAAGGAAACUUAAUGAGAUGCUUCUCAAGUUACUGGGAGAACCAAUCUUCAAAUAUGAGUUUGGUAAAGUAUUUGUAAGCUAUUAUCCAUUGGUUGUACAUGAAGCUUUAAAAGAAGGUGGUGACAGUUCUCUCAAGAAGUAUCCACUGCUAUCUACAUUCUCCGUGCAGAUUCUCUCUGUUCCCACUUUAACCCCACGACUUGUGAAGGAGAUGAACCUAUUAGCCAUGCUUUUAGGAUGCUUGGGAGAUAUAUUCAUUCAUUGUGCUGGUGAAGAUGAUCGUUUACAGGUUACCAAGUGGGGUAAUUUGUAUGAGACCACCAUUCGCGUUGUUGAAGAUAUUCGAUUUGUUAUGAGCCAUGCUAUUGUGCCCAAACAUGUAACACGCGAACAGAGAGAUAUUUUGAGAACAUGGAUGAGACUUCUGUCUUAUUUGCAAGGAAUGAGUCCCCUAAGGAGAGAAAUUGGCUUACACAUCGAGGAGGAGAAUGAAAACAUAAAUUUGCUUUUUGUUUUAGAUCAUUCUGUUGCCAAUAUUCAUUCUCUUUUGGUGGAUGGAGCAUUUUCUACUAGUGAAGAUACUGAUGAUGAUGUUUUUUCUGGCAUGAGUAAACAAAAUAUGAGUGAGGAAGAUGGCAUGAGAUAUGCAAAAGUAGGAAGGCUAUCUCAGGAAAGCUCAGUGUGUGGUGUUUUAGGGAGGAGCAAUCAGGAUGCUGAAGUUGCAUCAGAUUCCAUAUAUCAUCCUUUAGUUCCUUCAUCUGUUUCCUUGUUAAUGUACGAGUGCUUGAGAGCCAUUGAUAAUUGGCUAGGAGUUGAUCAUGCAUCUGGGGCUCUAUCAUCUGCAAAUACUAGCACUUCCAACAGCAACAUUUUAGCAUUGAAGAAAACUUUUCUCAAGUUCAGAAAAGGCAAAUCUAUUUUUAGUGGAUUUACCAGUUCAAAUGAAGACCAGAGUAGGAAUUUCUUUCCACCUGCAAAUAGUGGUUUAUGCAUGAGUAUGGAUGUAGAGAAUACUAAAAGUGUAGGGCAGGACUGCAAAAUAAUGGGUUCUGGUGAGCCAGAGACUGCCAAAUCUGAUGAGUGUUUGAUGGAAGGAAACAGUUCCACAGAAUCAGAGGUGUUCCGUAUUUUGAGUUCAUCUGAUUGGCCAAAUAUAGUUUAUGAUGUUAGUUCACAGGAUGUAUCUGUUCACAUUCCUUUACACCGAUUACUCUCCUUGCUUUUACAAAAAGCAUUAAGAAGGUGUUAUGGUGAUCCUGAGGUGCGUAGUACAACUAGUGCUGGCACAUAUACUUCAUCAUCUUCAAUGUAUGAUGAUUUCUUUGGACGUGUCCUUGGUGGCUGUCACCCUCGUGGGUUUUCUGCAUUUGUCAUGGAGCAUCCUUUACGUAAUAGAGUGUUUUGUGCUGAGGUUCAUGCUGGAAUGUGGAGGAAGAAUGGUGAUGCUGCCAUUUUAUCUUCUGAGUGGUACCGUUCAGUAAGAUGGUCUGAACAGGGUUUAGAACUGGAUCUUUUUCUUCUGCAAUGUUGUGCUGCAUUGGCUCCUGCUGACCUUUAUGUCAACAGAAUUCUAGAACGCUUUGGGCUAUCAGACUACCCCUUUUUGCACCUUGAGAAAUCUAGCGAGUAUGAACCAGUUUUGGUACAGGAAAUGCUCACACUUAUUAUACAAAUUAUCCAAGAAAGGAGGUUUUCAGGGCUAACCCCUGAUGAAAAUUUGAAAAGAGAGUUGAUUCAUAAGUUAUCCAUUGGAGAUGCUACUCGUAGUCAGUUAGUGAAAUCUUUGCCUCGUGAUCUCUCAAAGUAUGACCGCCUUCAGGAAAUUUUGGAUACAGUUGCUGUAUAUUCUAAUCCAUCUGGCUUCAAUCAGGGAAUGUAUUCUUUACGUUGGAUGUACUGGAAAGAGCUGGAUCUAUACCACCCUCGUUGGAACUCUAGGGAUUUGCAAGUUGCAGAAGAAAGAUACAUUCGCUACUGUAGUGUCUCAGCAUUGACCACUCAGCUCCCGAGGUGGAUGAAGAUUCAUCCUCCUCUCAAGGGUGUAGCUAGUAUAGCCAAUUGUAAAAUGGUUUUAAAAAUUAUCCGUGCUGUGUUAUUUUAUGCUGUUUUCUCUGAUAAAUUGACUGAACCACGUGCGCCUGAUGGUAUUCUCAUAAUGGCAUUGCACCUGCUCUCGUUGGGUUUAGACAUUUGUUUGCAGCAGAGAGAACCUGGGGACUUGUCUCUUUUCUGUGGCGAUUCCAUUCCCAUGCUUGCUUUUGCUGUUGAAGAAAUUCAUGAGGGAAUAAGUUAUGGUGCUGGUGAACAGAGCUUGCUUUCACUUCUUGUCUCAUUGAUGAGAAUGCACAAGAGGGAUAACUUGGACAACUUUUCAGAAUCAGAUGGUUGUAAUAUUUCCUCUUUGAUUGAAAGCUUAUUGAAAAAGUUUGCAGAGUUAGAUUCUGGAUGCAGGACCAAAUUGCAACAACUUGCACCUGAAGUCGUAAUUCAUCUAUCACAACCAAGUCCUCAUAGCGAUGCACAUUCUGUGGGAUCAGCUUCUGAUAGUGAGAAACGCAAGGCUAAAGCGAGAGAGAGACAAGCUGCUAUAUUAGCAAAAAUGAAAGCCGAGCAAUCCAAAUUUUUGUCAAGUAUUAAUUCCACCAACGAGGAUGAUUUAAGAGCAGGACUAGAAGAAAGCAACACUGAUGAUGAGCAGCAUUUAGAAGAGUCUGCGCAAGAUGUUUGUUCCCUUUGUCACGAUCCUAAUUCCAAAAACCCUGUAUCCUUCUUAAUUCUUCUUCAGAAAUCAAGGCUUUUGAGCUUAACUGACAGAGGUCCCCCAUCUUGGAAUCAAGCUCGACGGUGGGAAAAGGAACAAGUCUCUCUAAUGACAAUUAAGGUGAUUGAGCAGGCUGGAAUAAGCUUGUCUUCAAGUGGUUUGGAAGUGGAUUCAUCUGAUCAGCUAUCACAGUUGGUUCAGAAUGCAGUUAAUGAGUUUGCUGAAUAUGCCCAACCUGGGGAAAUUAUCAAUUUUCUUGAAUUUGUCAGAGCUCAGUCUCCAUCAUUGAGGAACAUUCAAGUGCCUAGCCCAUUGAAGGAUGGGAAUGAUAGAAAUGCAUGUAGCCUUGAGACAUUGGAACGAGAUUAUUACAUUUCCAUCAGGAAAGAAAUAAAUAAUCAUACUAUAUUUUCCAGUAGUGGACUUAAGGAUGUAGAUAUUUCAGCAGGUGAAGGGGGUCUAAAAAGCAACAGGGGUGUUAGUUCUGUAUUGCUCGGAAAAUAUAUAGCUGCCUUUUCAAGAGAGAUAACAGAGCACCCUUCAUCUUCAGAAAAUUCACUUGAUGACAUAGCAAAAAGAGAAUCAACUCUACAGGCAUAUGAAAAAUUUGGGCCAGCUGAUUGUGAUGGAGUUUACCUAUCUUCUUGUGGACAUGCUGUGCAUCAGGGAUGCCUUGAUCGAUACUUGUCUUCAUUGAAGGAAAGAUUUGUCAGAAGACUUGUUUUUGAAGGAGGGCAUAUUGUUGAUCCAGAUCAGGGUGAAUUUCUCUGCCCUGUAUGUCGUCGACUGUCCAAUUCUAUCUUGCCUUCAUUGCCUGGGGAUUUCCAGAGAGUUUGGAAGGAGCCUAUGAUUUCAACUGUUAGUUCAACAGAUGCUGUAGGACAUUUAUUCGCAUCAUGUGAGGGAAGUGAUUCUCUUUGGCUGCCACGAGCCUUGUCUCUAUUGCAAUCUGCUGCAAACAUGAUUCAGAAAGGAGAUAUAUGGAAAACCUUUCCCCUGCAAAGAAAUGAAAGAAUGAAGCAAGAUCUUGAUUCAAUAUCUAGAGUGCUCUUUAAGAUGUAUUUUCCAAGCAGACAGGAUAAGUUCUCAAGAUCCACCAGGGCAAAUCAAUUCAUGAUUAUGUGGGACACACUUAAAUAUUCCCUUGUCUCAAUGGAGAUUGCCGCACGUAGUGGCAGGAUUCAUAUGACUCCAACCUAUAGUCUUGAUGCAUUAUACAAGGAACUUCAAUCUUCCAGUGGAUUUGUUCUAGCGUUGUUGCUAAAGAUCGUGCAUAGUUUGAGAAGUAAGAAUUCUCUUCAUGUGCUUCAAAGAUUUAGGGGUAUUCAGCUAUUUGCAAAGUCUAUUUGUUCAGGAGUGUCCGCGGAUCAUGCUAGUAGAACUUGUGGUCGCAAAGGUGAUGCGUCUUCCAUCUUGAAACAGGUUGAGAAAGAAUUACCAUAUCCUGACAUUCAAUUUUGGAACCAAGCAGCUGAUCCCAUUCUUAUUCAUGAUGCUUUUUCAUCAUUGAUGUGGGUUCUCUUUUGUCUUCCGCACCCAUUUUUGUCAUGCGAGGAAUCUUUGUUAUCUCUUGUGCAUAUUUUCUAUUUAGUCUCUAUUGCUCAGGCCAUACUUGCUAUUUAUGGGCCAGAUCAAUACAAUAAUAGGAAACCAGGUUUUCAUGAUUGCCUAAUUACUGACAUUUCCCACGUCUUGGAAGAAUCUGAAUGGAUCCAGCAGUAUUUUGUCUCAAAUCAUAUUGAUCUUAGUUCAGAUACUAUGGAAGUAAUUCGUAAAUUGAGCUUCCCUUACUUGAGGAGGUGUGCCUUGCUCUGGAAACUAUUAAGCACUUCUGCCUCAGAACCAUUCUGCAAUAGGGAUGAUGUAAUGGAUAGGUCAUCUCUUGCCAUUGAUGAUUCAAUGGAUUUCAUGGAUGCUGAUGUCAUUGAGCUCAAUGAAGUUCAAAAGCUUGAAAAGUUUUUCAAGAUCCCACAACUGAAUGUUGUUCUCAAGGAUCAAGAAGUGCGAUCUACAGUUUUGAAAUGGUUACAUCACUUCCACAAUGAAUAUGAGGUUUUCAGAUUUCAGCAUGUUUUGCAUUCCACAACUGCAGUUCCAUUCAGUUUGAUGCAGCUUCCUCAUGUAUAUCAGGAUCUACUUGAGAGGUAUAUAAAACAGCGUUGUGCUGACUGCAAGUGUGUUUUUGAAGAGCCUGCUCUGUGCCUCUUGUGUGGUAGAUUAUGCUCCCCACAUUGGAAACCAUGCUGCAGGGAAAGUGGAUGCCAAACUCAUGCAAUGGCAUGUGGUGCUGGUACCGGUGUUUUCCUGUUGAUCAAGAGGACAACGAUUCUGCUACAAAGAUGUGCUCGUCAGGCUCCCUGGCCAUCUCCGUACUUGGAUGCAUUUGGUGAAGAGGAUAUUGAAAUGCAUAGAGGAAAGCCACUAUACCUGAAUGAAGAGCGGUACGCUGCUUUAACAUACAUGGUUGCUUCUCACGGCCUUGAUCGAAGCUCCAAAGUUCUUGGACAAACUACUAUUGGAUCUUUAUUCUUGGUCUAGCUUGGAAGGUGUUCUUCAAGGUUGCUGUGCAGUGAAUAAUUUCUAUUCAGAUCAGUAUUGAAGAAAUUUGCACAAAUUCCAAGAUUGUGAAAUUGUCCAUGCUUAACAGGGCCAAAUUAGUCGGGAGUCUUUGACUGAGGGGUUACAUGUUAAGGUUGGAUGAGCAGGUCAUUCUGAAGUUUUGCAGAUGGUGGAAAUUUGCAGGUGCUUUGGAUUAUCCUGUCCAUGUGUUAAAGAGAACCAUGUCCCUGACUCUUCUGGUGUUGCAUGCUUGUACAAUUAGUGCAGUGAAAGACCUUUUGUAAUCCAGCCAUGUUCAUUAGGUAGCAGUAUUCUUCCUCAGUUGCCAGUCUGCCUACUCAUGGUGCCCCUGCUGCCUGAACUGUACAGCUAAAGUCUUCUCUUCUAAAUCAACAAGCAGUAGAAAAAUGUAAUCACACAGGGCGUCUCCCCUUUCAAUAGUUUUUUUUUCCCUUAAUCCUCUUCUUUCAUUAUCUUGUAAUCCGCCCGGUGAUGGCAAAGGUUGGAUUGGGGAUUGCUGCUGAUCAACAUCCAAUAACAUUUAUGUAAAUGCCUGUGUAUAGUUGUUUGUGCUUCUUUUUUCUUUC
Ricinus communis (castor bean) is the source of this 7171-nucleotide messenger RNA. Its product is annotated as E3 ubiquitin-protein ligase PRT6. Gene Ontology annotation, biological process: ubiquitin-dependent protein catabolic process via the N-end rule pathway; protein ubiquitination. NCBI's taxonomy places the organism in Eukaryota, Viridiplantae, Streptophyta, Magnoliopsida, Malpighiales, Euphorbiaceae. The record is from RefSeq and is a predicted model, not a curated record. The transcript has 19 exons. The coding region runs from base 372 to 6563 and encodes 2063 amino acids. Gene Ontology annotation, cellular component: ubiquitin ligase complex; cytoplasm. Gene Ontology annotation, molecular function: zinc ion binding; ubiquitin protein ligase activity.